Molecule: messenger RNA, 5001 nt
Organism: Exophiala spinifera
Lineage: Eukaryota; Fungi; Ascomycota; Eurotiomycetes; Chaetothyriales; Herpotrichiellaceae
Exons: 7
Coding region: 1-5001 (1666 amino acids)
Source: RefSeq, a predicted model, not a curated record
AUGUCCAAGCCUGGCUUCGACGGAAACGGACGUCCCCUCAAUGUCGCUGCGGCAAGAGCCGAGAUCAAUAGAAUCUGCCGAGAUCGGGGCAUCAUCGAUGACUACGACGAAAGCCAAAUUCGCAAGACAGAUCCGAGCUUUCAAGAAGACUACCGUCGAAGAGCUGCCGAGCACAGAGCCUUAUACGCUCGGUAUACAAAAAGCUUCACCCAACAGCUCUACUCGUCUAGGUUCAGGUUUAUUUAUGAAUUGCUCCAAAAUGGAGACGACUCCUGCUACGCAAAUGAUGUCGAGCCGUGUAUUACGUUUCGCAUCAAGUCCUGCGAGCUGAUCAUCGAGUCCAACGAGCUGGGAUUCACACUCGAGAAUGUCGAAUCUAUUUGCGAUAUUGGUAAAAGCUCCAAAGCCAGCGAUACGGAUACCACUGGCGAGAAAGGAAUGGGUUUCAAAUCAGUAUUUGGCAUUGCUAACUAUGUCCACAUCCAAUCUGGGGUCUGGUCUUUCAGGUUUGAGCACAGACAAGGCGAGGAGGGCGUUGGAAUGAUCACGCCAAAGUGGACUGACGUUACUUCUCGUCUCCCUUCAAAUAUCGGAACAAGAUUGACACUUCGAUACUAUGAUCAGCGUGAUAUCUUCACUACACGCCUUGUGUCUGAGUUUGAAAAACUACCCAGAACAGUUAUGUUUGCGCUGCGCAAGCUGAAAAAGUUAGUCAUUGUUGUGGAUGGGGUUGCUGGACGGUCAGAUUGCAUAACCUUCGAGAAAGAUGGAGAUCUAAGAUCCCAUCAAAUGUGCAUUAAGACCACUGUAACUGGGACUUUCGGCGCUCAUAAAUCUGCGACAACAUUUCUGAGGCUGUUUCAAAACACAGUCAGACAUCUCCCCUCAGACACCCAUCGUGCAAGCUCUGAGAGCGAUGUGACCGUUGCAUUUGAGGUGGAUUCAGAUGGCCAGCCCGUCAUUCCUGCCAAUGGACAGCAUGUAUUUGCUUAUCUUCCAGUACAGCGCAUUGUACAGCUUCCUUUUCUUAUAAAUGCAAAUUUUGUUCUUACCGCUAAUCGUGAGAGUGUGUCUGAUACAGAUUGGAAUAUUGCAUUACGAAAAGGAGUCGCUGUAGCAUUUGUGGGUUUUGUGAACAAAGUUGUUAUCUCUGGCGAUCCUCUGGAGUUUAAAUGGAUGCACUAUCUCCCCAAAAGAUUCGUGAAAGGCUUCUGGGAACAUUUAUGGCGUGACAUUAUGGAACUAAUCUUGCACAGCGACCUCCUCAUUUUACGAUCACGACGGAAUGAACUUCACAGCAUUAAGCACAUGGUAUCUCUUCCAGACUGGUUCAUCCACGACAACGAGCCAAUUGUGGCGGACACGGAUGAAGAUAUCUACUUAUCGGACAAUUAUAAGCCAUGCGAUCUAAGAAUCUUGCGAGAACUUGGGGUGUGGGAAAUCUCGCCUACAUUGAUUUUGGAAAGAAUAGAAUUUGGUCUUUCAGAAGGAGCGAAAACCCCUAUACAUCACAUACCACUGAAUGACUCGUGGCACACAGCCUUCGCUGCUCUUAUACGACUAGUCCUUGAGAGAUCCAUCAAGUACUCAGUCGAGCAGUUAAAGCUCUCCGUCGAGCAAUUGAGAGUAAUCCCAUUGGACGACAAUCGAUGGGUUUCAAUCUCGUCCUUGGAUGCGGAUCCAGUCUAUCUACCAUAUCUUGUCGACGAAGUAUCGGUGUUCGUAAGGAUUCCUGAUUAUCUUGGGUUUAAAAAACUUCAUGAGAUUGCCGCUGCAGACAGAGAGCGUGUGAGCUUCUACACAAGUGUCGGAAUUACCUCAUGCCACCCUGAUGCCGUAACGGCAAAGAUAUUUGAGAUGCACGAGUCAGCACAGAGAAUCGGAACACUUUUUAUGUUCAAAAUGGAUCUCGAAGUCCUCUUUUGGUUCGGAAAGCAACCGUCUCUAUCAAUGCGAGGUCAAAUGAGUAUGUUGCUUGUGAGCAAUGAAAACCAAAAAUGUCGAGGACCUUUCUUAUUCUUUCCUUCGGAAGAUAACUAUCACGCCGAGAAACUACUCGCUGCAACUCCGGAAAAGGAUAAAUCGCCUUUUGGGAUUCUUCAUCAACAAUAUCUACAAUCCCCAGCUUCUAACUACAUUCGCCAUGGUUUGGACUGGAAAUCCUAUCUUCAGCAAUGGGGGGUAAAAUACUUCCCUGAUCUGGUACAGAAAGUGCCAGCUAGGUGGAAGCUCCAUCCUCUAAUGAAGCUAAUUGCGCGAGACAAUCCCGAUCGCUUUGUCGCAAAUCUCAAAGCACAUUGGUCGGAUUACUCUGUUGAUGUAUCCAUGAUCAAGACCGAGCUGAUGAAUGUUCGGGUACCAUGUUUGAAUGGUUCCACACAAAGGCUUUGCGACACUAUCUUACCAACGCAUGAAUUGAUAGAUAAAAGUCGAGAUCCGAACCUUACUAAUCUUCUACCGAUUCUGAAACUAUCACGAGAUUGUGAUGUUCAACAACCCGAGACUUGGUUCUUCCUGAAAGAGUUUGGUGUGAUCUGUGAAGUCAAUACUGACUUUUACUUGAGAGCUAUAUCUCUAUUAGUUAGUCUUAAAGACCGUCCAUUGCUAUCAACAUGUGAAACGAUCUAUAGUGGUAUUGCUCAAACAACCGCAGUCAAAGACGCUAACACUAUACAGCAGCAAGAUUUUGCGACGCGACCGUUGAUUCGCUCGAACAGAAUAGAGGAAGCCUGGCACAAAUCAACUGAUUGUAUUUGGGAAGGUCCAAGCUUUCUCCGGGUGAAGCAGGUCUUGAAGCCGUUAUACGGGGCUAAUCCAUCUGCAUCCAGUUUCUUCAAAUCCAUUUUGAACCUGCGAGAUGUUAGCUACGAUGAUUUGAUCGACGAACUCAAGAUUCCAUCAACAAAAGCAACAGAGAGAUCACCUCCAAUCGAGAGCAAGGCGUCAGAGGUUUAUUCUGCUCUGAAUGCAAUGGCAAGCUCCGAGUCCGUGAUCCAGACCAUUCGGUACCAGCUUCAUGAUAACAACCUGAUUUAUGUUGAUCAACAGUGGCUAAAGCCUUCAGAGUGCUUGUGGAACUGUACUAUCGCCAUCUCCGGACGUCAGCCACUAGACCAUCUAUACCCUCGGCUUAAAAACUUCUUUGUCGACAAGAUGAAAGUCAGGACCGUGAAUAUCAACGUUCUUUUACAGGAACUAGGAAGAACGGCGCAGAAGACUUCCCCUGAUUUUGACGAAAUUAAGCGUAUCAUCCUUACUAUUGGAGAAGUAUUAGCCUCAGAUCCUGAGGUCGAGGUCAACGAGGAGCACCUAAGAAGUUUGACGAAAACGGCCUUUCUACCGAUCCGUGGCCCCAGCGGACUGAAAUUAUUUUCCGUGGAUCAAGCCUUCGCAAUCAAUGACCAUCAGAGAUAUGGCCAGCUCUUUGAAAACAAAGCAAAGAUCCUUGACUUUGGUCACGAAGAGAUGACUUCGUUAUAUCCGCUGUUCAGAUUGCUACAUCUUGAGGACCACUUUCUCUCGCGUCUAGUGGAGCCAAAAACAACUGUACACAUGCCAACUGCCCAUCCAGCUCUUGAGCACUAUAUCAGAGACCGGGCAUACGCCUUGUCAUGCUGUGCCAACUACUACAAUAGUCCGAAAUACUACAAUCGGAACACGACCGUGCACAAGUUACUGUUGACUGCAGAAGUGUUUGUCUGCGAAGAUAUGUGGACAGAGCUCGCGCUACCAGAGAAACAUGACUCAAUCACUGUUCAGAGUGACCGAGCGGUGGUCAAAAUCUGCUACUCUCAUGUAAAGUUGGCAAUCUAUGUCCCCGGCGACUACGAUGGCCUUUAUUCUUGCUUCCAUACAGCGCUUCCUCGUGAACUUGCAAAUGCACUUUCUAUCGAUAAUGAACGGGCAGUCAAGGUUGUCUAUCGUAUCUUGAAUGAUGACAAGAAAGAUAUGGAAGUUAUCAUGAAGGAUGAGGAUCUGCCGGGGUAUCCCUGGUUCGAAAAACCUGCGACACCACUACAGACAGUGUCAUUUCCAGCCCUGAAUGAUACAGAACCUCACAGAAGUAGUUUAGUGCUACUUGUAUCGCCAGAUAAUACGUCCUCCGGCCACGAUACUGACGACGACGACGUCGUGACACGGGUCGAUCAAAGGGACGCAGUACCACAUUCUCGAGUUGAAAGCAGCAUGCUUUCUCCAGUCCACAUUCACUCAACCGGUUCUCACUAUACAAUCUGGGAGGAGGUAGCACGGGAUCAACAGUACCAAAGGCUCUUGCGAGAAGUGAUCCGGCAAGCAAGGCGAGACGGGCGAUCUCCUCAGAAGAAAGGAGGAUCUCUAUCGCUGGAUAAAAUCGACGAAGCUUUAGAUGAACUUGCCCACCCACAAGCUGACUACGCAACGUUCGCCCGAAUGUUUGGGCGGCAUAGAGAACGGCAGAUUGAAGAAAAUGAUCGGGUGGACGCGGCAGGAGAACUUUAUGUAUUUGAGCUCCUUAAGGCCUGCGGAGUCACAAAUUUCAGCAUCGAAAACUGGCAGAGCUCAAUUCGUCGCUACGUGAACAUCCUCCCUGAGUACGCAAGUGAACCGUCGUGGCAUGGCCGUGAGAUCUCGGACAUAAUGUACGAAGGCAACUGUCCGCAGCUGAUGAAGUUGCUUCGAGAGAACACGACAUUACCCUAUCCCGCCUGGCUUGGGCUUGGAUCCAGCGGGACUUCAACGUCAAGACCGGCAGUCAAUUAUCACAUCCAAGUCAAGACCACACCCUGGUCCUGCGAUACUCCGUUCUUCAUGAGCAGCAAUCAGUACAGACUCAUGCGAGACAAAGCCUGUCUGAAUGACUCAAUGACGGCCCCGAGAGAUGUGUACUUGAUCAUGAGAGUGUGGAACCUGUUCUCUAGCAGCAUUGGGUUGCAGGUGUAUGUCAACCCCUGGCAUCUCAGAGACGCAGGCAUAAAAUUCGUGGCGGAUCCGUGGAAGGUCGUUCCUAUGUCACGCUUGUGA